Molecule: messenger RNA, 801 nt
Organism: Prosopis cineraria
Lineage: Eukaryota; Viridiplantae; Streptophyta; Magnoliopsida; Fabales; Fabaceae
Product: non-specific lipid-transfer protein 1-like
Exons: 2
Coding region: 84-440 (118 amino acids)
Biological process (GO): lipid transport
Cellular component (GO): membrane
Molecular function (GO): lipid binding
Source: RefSeq, a predicted model, not a curated record
AAGGCACGCUCACACUCAUCAGCAAAGCAAUUUCCAAACCACAAAUUAACCAAACCAUUUGAAGGUACCAUUGAUCGAUCAGCAUGGCCGGUGUGAUGAUGAAGUUGGCUUGCGUGGUGGUGAUGUGUGUGGCCCUGGUGGGUGCACCACUGGCUGAAGCCAUCACAUGUGGUCAGGUCACAAGCAGCGUAGCUCCUUGCCUUGGUUACCUCCAGAAGGGUGGCAAUCCAUCCCCCGGCUGCUGCAACGGUGUCAAGAGCCUCGUCGCAGCGGCUCGCACCACCGCGGACAAGCAGACCGUCUGCAACUGCCUUAAGACAACCGCCGGUCAGAUCCCCGGCUACAACGAUGCCAACGCUCAGGCCAUUCCUGCCAAGUGUAGGGUUAACGUCCCCUACAAGCUCAGCACCUCCACUAACUGUGCCAGCAUCAAGUUCUAAAUACAAUAAUACAAUGGAAGAUGAGAAGGUAGCGACGACGAGAAUAAAGAAGGAGCACUUAUUUAUAGGGCUUAGCCUAUAUGAGUCUGCUUUAAUUGUGUCUCCAAGAUUUUAUGUUUAGUUUAAUUAAUCACGUGUAUGUUCUUGUGUCAUUGCCGUGAUCAAUAUAUGUACCAGUUUGGUUGUUUCAUCUAUUAAUCACAUAUCAUUUCUUGGCCCAAAAAAAAAAUUACAUGUUAUUUUCCAUCGUACCUUCAAUUCAUACAGCAUAUUCUUUUUUUUCCCCCUAGCUAUAAUUAAUAAUGUUCGUGAUCGAUGGUUCUAUACGUGUUGGACCACAAUUAAUUAUUUCGUUUUGAUA